UGCCCUCCGAUAAAAAGUAGCUCAUUGCAGGGUAGGCUUUAAAUCGCAGCCACGCCUCCCGGAUUGCUGCAGAGACGUUGCCUUUAAGGACCGGGUCCGGGAUUUUAACAGCACCGUCUUUCUUCUCGUUAAAGGGCAUCUGGUUCUGAUUCACCGGCCGUCGCAAGGCGCUCACGUUCUGCAUUGCAUCGGCUUACCGGAGCUGUCAAUCUCCCCAAGCCUUAGGGCAAUACAGGUGGGGCAUCUUGGACAGUCAGGAUGGUGUCCUGGAUCAUCUCCCGGCUGGUGGUGUUGGUAUUUGGCACGUUGUAUCCAGCGUACUCAUCAUACAAAGCAGUAAAGACUAAAAAUGUCAAAGAAUAUGUAAAAUGGAUGAUGUAUUGGAUUGUCUUUGCCUUUUUCACUACUGCUGAAACGCUCACAGAUAUUAUCCUCUCUUGGUUUCCUUUUUAUUUUGAGUUAAAAAUUGCUUUUGUGAUUUGGCUGCUGUCUCCGUACACUAAAGGGUCUAGUGUACUCUACAGAAAAUUUGUCCACCCAACGCUCUCCAGUAAGGAAAAGGAAAUUGAUGAGUAUAUAGCUCAGGCGCGGGACAAGAGCUAUGAGACAAUGAUGCGUGUUGGUAAAAGAGGUUUGAACCUUGCUGCAAAUGCUGCCGUAACAGCUGCUACUAAGGGACAAGGUGUGUUAUCAGAAAAGUUGCGUAGCUUCAGCAUGCAGGACUUGACCUUGAUUCAAGAUGAUGAUGCUGUCCACUUACAGAGUCCAGAGCCACGGAUACGCAGUGCUUCCAGUGGGCAUGUGGAAACCGUUGUGGAUUCAGUACCAUCUAUAUGUGUAGCUCCCGAGGAUCAGCGGCAGAGUGUGAAAUCUGACGGAGAGCUGUCUGACACAAAGACUGAACAAUCAGAUGAAGAUGCCAUAGAGAAAGUGCCCAAACGCACAGCUAGUGUUAAAAGUGUCAAAAAAGUAACAAAAGCAGAGCCACAGGCCAAGAACCUAAAAAUGCGCCCUAAGAAGAAAGCCACAGCAUCCAGUGUGUCUGGAGAGUCUGCGUGAAGAUGGCUAACCAUGUCUGUCUGCAUUUAAUAUUCACUCUUCUCUUUUAAACCGUUUGAGGACUUUGUGCCUCAGAAGCAACGGCAAGUACUUAGGAUCCUACAUGCAAUGGGUCGGUAUCUGCAAGAAAAAUGUUUAUUAACAAACUAGAAAUAGUUUACAAAGCCACAUUUGAGAUGUGCUAUACACCUUAUAUUAUGCUGUGCUGGAAUCCACUUCAGAGAAGCUGACUUUGUUAUAUACACAAUUUACCGUUAUUAAUGGACUUAAAUAUUCACAAAUUGUUAUAAGCGCUAAAAUAGUUAGAAUUCACGAACCAGAGGAGCAGAGCUUCCUUAUACGACUGUACCAAUGAUUUUAAAAAGGCAGAGGAGCCAGAAACCCACUGCGUUUGGUUAUGUAUCUUAAAUCGGACACUUAGGAAAAAAAUCACAACAGAAAUUCUUCUAUUUUACAGUUUUUACUUACCUGAAUAUAUACCAGGAUCCUUCGAGAAAUUUGGCAUCAGGCGCUCCUCAUGCUUGGGGUGAAAACCAAAAAAGCCGGUUAAGAAGCAACAUUAAAAAAAA
Molecule: messenger RNA, 1628 nt
Organism: Spea bombifrons (plains spadefoot toad)
Lineage: Eukaryota; Metazoa; Chordata; Amphibia; Anura; Pelobatidae
Gene: REEP2
Product: receptor accessory protein 2
Exons: 8
Coding region: 259-1059 (266 amino acids)
Biological process (GO): endoplasmic reticulum tubular network organization
Cellular component (GO): endoplasmic reticulum membrane; endoplasmic reticulum tubular network; cytoplasmic microtubule
Molecular function (GO): microtubule binding; taste receptor binding
Source: RefSeq, a predicted model, not a curated record